AAGUGAAGUGAUGGUAACUAUUGUGAAUUGUUGAACAGUUGAAUAAAUCUUUAGUAUAAUUUAAUGAGUCGUAAGCGUGGUUGAACGUGAUCGCAAUCAAAUAUUAUGAAGCCAUAUGGAGUCGUCAUUUUCCUGUCGUCGCUCAUAUUUAUUAAAUCAUCCAAAGCACAAUGCGGAGUUGGCAGAUCGGUGACAUACGUCCGAUGGUCAGGAGUGGCUCCGGAAACUGCGAAGCCAGUGUUUGUGUACUCCGCGAGCGGUGAGGAGCAGUCUUUGGCAGGAGCCUGCCUAGCCAGGUGUCGGGAGCUGGAGGAAUGCGCAGCAGUCGUUAUCGCAUACGGCAGAGGAAACUGCCAGGGCAUAGCAGAUCAAACCUCAGCAAAACUAAAGGUGGACAACGAUGUCGCAUUCUUCAAGAAAGUCUGCUUGGCACUACCAGACGAAUGUAGCACACGAUGGUGGAUGUUGGAGAAUACCCCUGGAUACCACCUUCACUCUGAAGGGUCUCACCUGAAAGUCAUUCUCAAUACAACCAUCUAUGAGUGCUACGAUGCUGUGUUCGCCUACAACGGCAAUAAGAAGUUCAGAUCUGCGCAAUGGGUAGUACCUCAGAGCGAAUUCGACCCCGAUGUCAUCUACACGUCGGAUUCCUUGGUUGGCAACUGUAUCCUUAACGCGGAGAACAGAUUCACUGAGCCGGAGUCCUAUCGUGUAUCGAAUUACUACACUGUGUACAUCGAAAACCAGUGUAGACAUGACUAUCCACAAAAGAUAGAAAGAUGUUCCUAUGAAGAAUACUACAAUCAGACGCUCAGACAUGUUGAGUUUACUAUGAAAAACUACACGAGAGAUAAAUGUAAAUCGUCCUGUGAACAGUCUGAACUGUUCAUUUGCCGGGGGUUCACGUGGAUAUCCCGGGAGAAGGUCAAGGGUGGUGGGGAGCGGGGUCUUUGCGACCUGCACAGUGAAGACCUCAUUACUACGGGCUCCUGGCUACUGAGACGAAUUUCCUCCGCUACUUAUUACCGCAGAGUGGUUUGCUUGAACAUUUCAGUGGAAUGCGAAAGCACGCAAAUGGUAGUGACAUACCGUCCACACGGAAUUUUCCGUGGUCGGUUGUAUGUCCCCGGAAGGGGGGAGAAGUGCAGUGCUAGGGCUAUAGGUCACACUGUGCGACUCAACCUACCCAUGCAAGGAGACUGCGACGUUAACUUCGCUUACGGCAUCUCAAACGGUCCUAAUGGAAUCAUUAACAGGACGAUGGCAUACGUGAUCGUAAUGAUUCAGAACAAUCCGAUCAUACAGACAGCGGGUGAUCGGUGGGUGCGGGUGGGUUGCUCACCAGACUCAAGGACCGUUAAGCAGGUUGGCACCACCGUCUCUGUUAGAGAACUCGGAGGUUACAGGAGUCCGAUGUUACCGACUGAGCCGGAGUCGCCAGCUCAUCAGGCUCCGGCAGCGGCGAGUGCCAUAUACGGCGGCAGUAGCACCCCCAUCUCCAUGUAUGUGGUGCGGGCUCUCGACGAGACUGGAGCUGGUGCCGUGUCGCUAGGAGAGCCUCUAGAACUGAGGAUCGAGACUACAGAUAAUUUGGAAAUUAAACCGUAUCAUCUGGUGGCUUCUUCGAGGCUUGGAGACAGUUCUGUACUGCUGCUUGAUAGUAGGGGCUGUCCUACAGGACAGGUGGACUUCCCAGCGUUCUCCCGGAGCUGGGUAGGCAGUGUACAGCGGUUGUCAGCACGGUUUAAAGCCUUCCGCUUCCCUACAUCACACGUCGUUAGAUUCGCGAUUAUGGUCCGCUUCUGUGAUCAGAAGUGUCCUGAGGUGAAAUGUAAUACUGGCAAACAAACCCGUAAUACCCGUCAGACCAAUGACACGCUAUACCAAUGGAGUGAAGAGGUAGCUGCUGAAGUGCAACCUGAAGAGGUCGGGGAUGAUGAGGGGUAUGUAAGGCCUGACGAGGCCCCGGCGCCGGGGGCCGCGGCCAGGGUAGUGGCGCGCGGAGCGGCAGGUGGUUGCGCGCCCUCUAGUGGAGACUCCCUCGCCAUGACCUUGGAGCUGCUCGUCGACUCCAAAGACAUCCUCUCAGCUGACACACUGGUCCGAGCCGACCAUCGCGCCACAUUGCCGGAAGACAGCAGGCCUAUCGAAGACGGUGCAAUGGUGUGCAUCCAUGAGUUACUGCUGGUGACGCUAGCACUGGCCUGGCUUGCAGUACAGAUUAUACUCCUACUUGGCUGCUGUGUACUUGUCAAGAGGUACCGCAAUUUGGCAGAAAUGAAUAUGCAAAAGGACUACCAGUCGUUCGACAACGUAGGCUUCGAGACGGGCUCCACCGUUAGACGUGUGCACUGGCCGGACCAACACAUUGAUAUACUGCAUACCACAUAAAUAUUACAUAAUUAUGUAAAAAUAUAUUGUAGGAUUGAUGCAAAAUUUAGUAAAAACGAUAUUUGCCUUAGGGCUGAUUUUUCAAUUGUCAGAUAAA
Spodoptera exigua (beet armyworm) is the source of this 2488-nucleotide messenger RNA. NCBI's taxonomy places the organism in Eukaryota, Metazoa, Arthropoda, Insecta, Lepidoptera, Noctuidae. The record is from the annotation of a GenBank genome assembly.